Eruca vesicaria subsp. sativa (arugula) is the source of this 1372-nucleotide messenger RNA. The record is from the annotation of a GenBank genome assembly. NCBI's taxonomy places the organism in Eukaryota, Viridiplantae, Streptophyta, Magnoliopsida, Brassicales, Brassicaceae.
AUGGGAGAGAAACAAGAAGGUGAGAAGAAGGCAGCUACCGUAGUCUCUAGUGAGACAACCGACAACAAGCCAAAGAGUGGCGGAGGAGAUGCAGCCGCAGCCCCGGCAGCUCCGGCAGCUCCGGCUGCCUCUCCCUUUGUUUACAAAGUGGAUAUGCACUGCGAAGGCUGCGCAAAGAAGAUCAAGCGAAUGGUGAAGCACUUCCCUGGAGUGAAAGAUGUGACGGUAGAUAUGGGUGGGAACAAACUCAUGGUGGUGGGAAAGAUAGAUGCGGUGAAACUCCAAGAGAAGUUGGAGGAAAGAAUGAAGAGAAAGGUGGUACUGACAAACCCACCGCCACCAUCACCACCGCCGAAAGUAGACGCAUCUUCCGCUCCCGCCGCCGUUGAAGUGAAGAAAGACGCCGCUGUAGAUAAAGCGGCGGCUCCUGCUCCGGCUGCUCCUAAAGAGAGCUCGGUGGCUUUAAAGAUUAGACUUCAUUGCGAGGGAUGCAUACAGAAAAUCAAGAAAAUAAUACUGAAAAUCAAAGGCGUCCAAACGGUGGCUAUUGAUGCAGCCAAAGACAUGGUGACAGUGAAAGGAACGAUGGAUGUUAAAGAACUCGUGCCUCUACUCACUAAAAAGCUCAAACGAACCGUAGAGCCUCUUCUUCCAGCCAAAACCGACGACGGUGCCACCCCUCCCGCCGCAAAGAAAGAAGCCCCAGCCGCUGGAACUACUAACGAAGCAAAGAAAGAAGGAAAUGAAGUCGUAGAGAAGAAAAAAGAGGGUGUGGAGAAUAAGAAAGAAGCUGGAGACGGUGGAGAGAAGAAGAAAAACGAGGCUGGUGACGGUGGAGAGAAGAAGAAAGAGACCGGAGAUGGUGAGAAGAAGGAAGGUGACGGUGUAGGAGGAGGAGGAGGUGCGCCGGUGGCAAUGGUGAAUAAAAUGGAUUAUUAUGGGUAUUCAUAUCCAACGGCUCCAAUGUAUUGGCAAGAAGGACACGUGUACGGCCAGAGUUACUCGAUUGAAGGACAGAGUUAUCCGAUAGGAGGUCAGAGUUAUCCAGGUUCAGGAUACAAUUAUGGGAGUGAGAGUUACGUACCGUACUCGCAUGGGAACAUGAACACGCCUCCGGGAAUGUUCAGUGACGAGAACCCUAACGGUUGCUCUGUUAUGUAACCAUGCCUUUGAAUUGUAUAUAUACGAUACUUGGAAGGGUCGAAACCUAUAAAAUGUGGAUUUACAUUCACAAAUGGGUACCUUUAGAUAUAAUUUUUGAAAUUGAGAUAACAUUGUUCUUUUGUGUUCUUUUGUGUAUUAGUUAUUUUACAUAUUUAAAUAAUUAGGUUCUUUAUUUUCUUUAAGUGUAGUGUCAUCGAAACAAAUAGUA